Schistosoma bovis is the source of this 610-nucleotide messenger RNA. The record is from the annotation of a GenBank genome assembly. Lineage: Eukaryota; Metazoa; Platyhelminthes; Trematoda; Strigeidida; Schistosomatidae.
GUUGUUAGAAGACCUACAGUGACCUUGUUUUUAAAUGAGUGCCUUUUUCGCGCCUCGAGGUUUAAAAUGUAAUUUAAAACAACAACUCCCGGCGAAUAGUGACUUAACAAAUGAACAACUCUUAUUAUUAUAUAGUAUAUUUGGUGAUUUAAUCAUGAAAGCAUUAUUGAUUAUUGAAUGCGGUUCCAUAACUAUCGAACGAUCAAAAUCAUCUCAGCAUCAACUAUUUCGAGUAGAAUCAGGUUCUGGUUCGGUUAGUUACUGUUCAAAUUACACACGUUAUUGUCGUUGUUUUAAUACAGUACAGAAGUAUAUUAAUCCUUUAUAUGAAUUAUGGGUAAAUAUCUGUUGUUUUGUUUGUGGUUAUGAUUUCUUUGUGAUUUUUUAUUUAUGUGCCUCUUUAGUGUGAACAUAAUCUUGCUAUAUUUCUAGCUGAAAUUAUGGGCAAAACAAAAGUGGUUUAUCUAAAUGAUGAUAUAGUUUGUCGAUCUUUAGAAAUGUUAUAUAGCAGAGAUAUCAUUAGUACUAAUGCUUCCGUUGUUGAAAGUUCCAGUUAAAGUUUUCAUCUUAUUAGUAUUGCUCUUUAUUGGAAAAUAAAGAAACUUUUUUC